Vitis riparia (riverbank grape) is the source of this 1154-nucleotide messenger RNA. RefSeq names its product PHD finger protein ALFIN-LIKE 1-like. Gene Ontology annotation, molecular function: histone binding; transcription cis-regulatory region binding; transcription coregulator activity. Lineage: Eukaryota; Viridiplantae; Streptophyta; Magnoliopsida; Vitales; Vitaceae. The coding region runs from base 143 to 874 and encodes 243 amino acids. The transcript has 5 exons. Gene Ontology annotation, cellular component: nucleus. Gene Ontology annotation, biological process: regulation of DNA-templated transcription. The record is from RefSeq and is a predicted model, not a curated record.
AAUAGCGUUAUUCACACUCCUUUCUUGGCUUCUCAACGUUACAUGCACCUCCUCUUCUCUCUUCGAUCCUCUCUUCUCUAUUAAAUUCAGUUGGUGUCUGGAGUCUCUCGAAUCAAAACGCUGCGUUUCGAUCUCGAACGCCAUGGAAAUGGCUUCUAUUUCUUCGAGUCCGAGGACUGUAGAGGAGAUCUUCAAGGAUUACAGCGGUCGUAGAGCUGGUGUUGUGCGUGCCUUAACCUACGAUGUUGAUGAAUUCUACAAGCUCUGCGAUCCAGAGAAAGAGAAUUUGUGUCUGUAUGGACAUCCAAAUGAUACUUGGGAAGUAACUCUUCCAGCAGAGGAAGUUCCUCCAGAGCUCCCUGAGCCAGCGCUUGGGAUCAAUUUUGCGAGAGAUGGCAUGAACCGCAAAGACUGGCUUUCACUGGUUGCUGUGCACAGUGAUUCUUGGUUGCUCUCUGCAGCUUUCUAUCUUGGUGCUCGCCUUAACCGCAAUGAAAGGAAACGUCUAUUUAGUAUGAUCAAUGAUCUGCCCACUGUCUUUGAAGUUGUAACAGAGAGGAAGCCUAUAAAAGACAAGCCUAGUGUGGAUAGUGGAAGCAAAUCUCGAGUCAGCACAAAGAGGGGGAAUGAAGGGCAAGUGAAAAGCACCCCGAAGCUGGCAGCAGAUGAGAGCUUUGAGGAGGAGGAAGAUGAACAUAGUGAAACCCUCUGUGGGAGCUGUGGUGGGAACUACAAUGCUGAUGAGUUCUGGAUUGGGUGCGACAUCUGUGAGAGGUGGUUCCAUGGAAAGUGUGUGAAGAUAACACCUGCCAAGGCUGAGAGCAUUAAGCAAUACAAGUGUCCAUCUUGCAGCUUAAAGAGGAGCAGGCAGUAGUAGUCCACUAAAACCAGUGGAGGGGGAUUAACAGUGUUGCUUUGGUGCCUGACAAAGUAGUAUAGCAAUAGAACCUUUUGGGAAUUCUCAUGGACUUCUUGUUGUGACCUUUAUUUAGUACCCAGAUGCUCUUAGAGGGUGGAAGGUUCUCCUUGCCACCUUGAAUGUUUGCUUCUAUAUUUCAUUUUAGUAAUUUUCUAUUUAUGACAAAUGCAUGGAUGUUAUUUGCUUAUAAGGCCUUGGAUUUUUUUCCCUUAAUAGUAAAAAUUAUUUAAUCGAA